Messenger RNA from Dentiscutata heterogama, 492 nucleotides. The record is from the annotation of a GenBank genome assembly. NCBI's taxonomy places the organism in Eukaryota, Fungi, Glomeromycota, Glomeromycetes, Diversisporales, Gigasporaceae.
AAUAUCUUAAACAUGGUUCAAUCACAAGAAUUGGAUAAAUGGAUAGAUAAUAACUUUUUUGAAAAAAAUCACGUCAGAUUUCCUUCACGUAAUUCUUUUGAGAAAUGUAAAAUUAAUGGCGCAUUGCUAUCCGCCAAUAGCUGUAAACUUUAUUUAAUAAAAUGUAAUAAAUUUGUAGUUUUAAAUAAGUUUACUUUUUCUCAACAAUAUAGACUUGAAGAUUUUAUCAAUGAAUUAAAGCAAUAUCACGAAGUAGAACUGCAUCAAAAUAUUUUAAAAUUCAUAGCAAUUAUCGAGAAAAAAGCAAAUGAAUUUAUCUUCAUUCAUGAAUAUGCUUGUGAUGGUACUCUUCGUCAAUAUUUAAAGCAAAAUUCCAGCAAGUUCAAUUGGAAUGAAAAGUUAAAUAUUGCAAAACAGAUUGUUAGCGCUUAUCGACAGCUAAUAAUGAUGUUAAAACUUGUAUUUUUCUUUUUUAACAAUUUAGAAUUCUGA